AAAAGAAAAGGAAUAAAAUACAUAUCAAAAGAAGAAUUUAUAGGAGAAAAUUCAUUCAAAAGUUGGAGUAAUUAUAUGAGGGCAUUAAAAGAGAUACCAAAAAGAUUAAUAAAUAGAAUAGUGAGUAGAUCCCAAGAUGAAUAUGAAUUACAUGAAGUAAAAGAACGUAGUCAAUAUGAGAUGAUGAAAAUAUUGGAAGGUUGGGAUUUAAUUUGGUUUGGUGUUGGAUCUUUAAUUGGUGCUGGUAUUUUUGUUCUUACUGGUAUUCAAGCUAAACGACAUGCUGGUCCUGCUGUUGUCUUGUCGUUUUUGGUUGCUGGAUCUUCUGCUAUGCUUUCUCUUUUGUGUUAUGUUGAAUUUGCUGUUGAAAUUCCUGUUGCAGGUGGUUCAUUUGCAUAUAUAAAAGUUGAGUUAGGAGAAUUUGUAGCAUUUAUAGCAGCAGGAAACAUUCUAAUGGAGUAUAUCUUAAGUGGGGCCGCAUUAGCAAGGGCGUGGACAUCAUACUUUGCUACAUUAUGUGAUUAUACUCCUGAUGAAUUCAGAGUUUUAGCACCAAAUCUUAGUAAAAACUACAACCAUUUAGAUCCUAUUGCUGUUGUUGUUAUUGCUGUUGUUUGUGUAUUAGCGGUUACUAGUACAAAAGUAUCUUCUAGAGUUAAUGUCUUUGCAUCCAUCAUUCAUAUGGGUGUUAUCAUUUUCAUCAUCAUUUUCGGGCUUACGAAAGCUAAUAUAUCGAAUUAUAAACCCUUUAUACCUUAUGGGUUUGAAGGGGUGUUUCGAGCUUCAGCUGUUUUAUUCUUUGCGUUUGUUGGGUUUGACGCGAUUUCAACUAUGGCCGAAGAAACCAAAAACCCUGCUCAAGAUAUUCCAUUUGGGUUAAUCGGGUCCAUGGUUAUUGCUAUUAUAUCGUAUUGCUUUUUAGCAAUUACGCUUUGCCUUAUGCAACCUUACUUUGAACUUGAUUCUGAUGCUCCAUUCUCUGUUGCUUUUCGUAAUGCUGGCUUUGGAUGGGCUAAAUAUGUUGUGGAUAUGGGCGCACUUAAAGGAAUGAUUACUGUUUUGCUUGUAAAUGCUAUUGGACAAGCUCGUUAUUUGACUCAUAUAGCGCGGACCCAUAUGUUACCACCCUGGUUUGCUCAAGUUAACAAAAGUUUUGGUACUCCCGUUAAUGCAACAGUAGUAAUGUUACUUAUUACUGCUAUAAUUGCAUUAUUUACAGAUCUGAUUGUUCUUUCCAACUUAUUAUCUAUCUCAACAUUACUCAUAUUCCUAAUGGUUCCUGUUGCACUGUUAGUACGGAGAUACUAUCGUGCUAACGAAACUACAUAUACAAAUCUUAUUACGUUAUUGUUUUGUAUUGCUUUCAUAUUUUGCUCCGCGAUUGCAAAUGUUGUUCUUUGGAAUCGUAAGGAUUCUAAUUGGAAAGGCUAUAUUGUUACGUUAUCGAUUUGGUUCAUAUCCACGUUAGGACUAAAAGUAUUUGUACCACAAGCUAGAUAUCCUAAGGCAUGGGGUGUUCCUUUUAUGCCGUGGGUGGCUUCAGCUUCGAUUUUCAUCAACAUAUUUCUUCUCGGAUCGAUAGAUAAGGAUUCGUUUGUGAGAUUUGGAAUAUGGACAAUAAUUCUUAUUGUCUAUUAUCUAUUGUUUGGAUUGCAUGCAUCAUAUGAUAUCUCAAAAGCCAUGGAAGAAAAGCAAGCGCAAGAUGUUCAUAAUAUAACGAUCAUAGAGCAAGUUGAUUAUCAUUCUUGA
This is a messenger RNA of Amaranthus tricolor (Joseph's coat), 1749 nucleotides long. RefSeq names its product cationic amino acid transporter 1-like. The transcript is spliced from 2 exons. Gene Ontology annotation, biological process: amino acid transport; transmembrane transport. The coding region runs from base 76 to 1749 and encodes 557 amino acids. Gene Ontology annotation, molecular function: L-lysine transmembrane transporter activity; L-glutamate transmembrane transporter activity. The record is from RefSeq and is a predicted model, not a curated record. Gene Ontology annotation, cellular component: plasma membrane. Lineage: Eukaryota; Viridiplantae; Streptophyta; Magnoliopsida; Caryophyllales; Amaranthaceae.